This is a messenger RNA of Gloeophyllum trabeum ATCC 11539, 713 nucleotides long. RefSeq names its product Sm-like ribonucleoprotein. The coding region runs from base 38 to 292 and encodes 84 amino acids. Gene Ontology annotation, cellular component: U4/U6 x U5 tri-snRNP complex; U6 snRNP; Lsm1-7-Pat1 complex. The record is from RefSeq and is a predicted model, not a curated record. Gene Ontology annotation, molecular function: RNA binding. Gene Ontology annotation, biological process: mRNA splicing, via spliceosome. Lineage: Eukaryota; Fungi; Basidiomycota; Agaricomycetes; Gloeophyllales; Gloeophyllaceae. The transcript has 6 exons.
CCACUUCGCGCUCAGGCUCAUCUCCAUUCUUUCCGCCAUGGCGUCUCAAAUCUUGCCUCUUGAGCUGAUUGACCGAUGUAUUGGGUCACGUAUAUGGGUCAUAAUGAAAAACGAUCGUGAAUUCUCCGGAACGCUUCUGGGAUUUGACGACUUUGUCAAUAUGGUGCUGGAGGACGUGACAGAAUUCGAGAUCACGGCUGAGGGCACGAAGAAGACGAGCCUGAAUCAAACGCUACUGAACGGGAACAACAUCUGCAUGCUCAUCCCUGGAAGCAACGGACCAGAGGAUUGAAACCUCUCGCAAUGAGGCUCACCAUAUUCAGCCUCAGUCGGAGAGGCGAUGGGGCUCCUCCGUGUGUUAUGCGAGACGUUGCUUGGUUCACGAUGUAAAGGGUCUGCUGGUAGAACGGCCGAGUACCACCUUGGCUGGCACAACCCCUAAAACUGUAGCGGAUGUUCAGCACCACUCAGUGACUGUGAGACCAACCGCUUCGAGCGACGAAAGCAUUAGGAAGGACAAUGCUCAAAUAAUGUCCCUCUCCAACGGUCUGUCGUCGUGGUCGGGCUACAGUCCUCGGGACGAGGUGAGGGUAGCAACUAGAAUUCAUGACCUUCGACUGCCUCCAGACUUGUACGAAUCAUCGGUAAAUUGCACUGUAUAGCUAGCUACGCUCAAAGUGUAUAUUGUACGACGUGGAUAAUGUCGAAGAAAC